AUGGAGGUCGUCGGUGGUGUGUCGGUGCCAGGAAUAGACUUGCAGCAGCAGCAGCAGCUGCUGCAGGCUGGUGCUCUCCAGGCGCCGCCUCCAGUGAAGGUGGAGCGACUGAAUCCUGCGUUGCAGCAGCAGCUCAACCUGGAGUCCGUUAGGACGCGGGCUCUCGGCCUCUCUAACGCUAUCUCUAGAAUUCUCGAGGACUUUGAUACCAUCGCUCGAACCAACGCUGUCCCAAAAUGGUGAUUUCUGUUUGUCCUUUCGACGUCGAAUUUGAUAAAUACGAACAAAAUUUAUUGUCAUAUAAUUUUCUCUCGACUUGAAAUUGAAAAUAUGAAAAAAUUAUAUGCCCACGUUAGUUUCAUAUUUUUUUCAUCAAUGGCAUAUCCUUCUCGGCGUAUUAUUCAGGUAUUCUUAUUGUUGCCGACAUUGAUAAAUGUCAACCAUGUUUUCUGUUUCUCCAUCGUUAGAGCAUCGUGACAAUGGGAAAGUGAUAAAUUUCAUCUUGACUUCAAAUUGAAGGUGUUCUCAUAGUUCUUCAUCUAUGGAAUUCUUCUCUGAGCAUUAUUGACCUGUUCUAAUGAACUAAAGGCCUUCCAUGGGUUUUUUUUCUUCAAGGAGCAUCGAGUUUUACCCAGUAAGAAGUAGUUUGUUAGAUUAGGUUUGAAUUAUAUUUUCACGCAUGCUAGCCACAUAAUUUUGGUAUCACGAAGUCCUAAGUUUUACAGUAACUGAACAACUAUGGAAUGAUAAAUGCUGUUGAUAUGACACAUUGCCAUCGCAACAUUUCAUGCUGUUUUGAAUUGUCAUCUGCCUGAUUGGGAUGAAAAUCAAAACUAGAUAUAUCCAAAUACCGGGUAAACAGAAAUGGUUUACCUGCGGGAACGAAAGGGAAUAGAGGAGCCUUCUCUUUAGCGUGUUGUUCAAAAUGCUUUUUUGCAGUUCGACUAAACCGGGAGUAUCCUGAAAAAAAACUACUACAAUGAAUUUGGGGUUAAUAUGCAGGCAGGAGGUUCUGGGGCAGUUUUCCAUGGUCAAUUUGGAGCUCUUCAACAUAGUGGAAGACAUAAAGAAGGUUUCUAAAGCAUUUGUUGUGCACCCAAGGAAUGUUAACGCAGAAAAUGCAACAAGUAUGUUCUGUUGCUCCAUAAUUGGCUAUAAGUGACAUUUCAAUUGAUAAUGACCAGUGUGAUACCAGUUAAACCUUUUGACAUAAAUAACAGGUUCAUCUAGGUUGUUAUAGCUAAUUGUUGUUACUAUUUUUUAAUGGACAGUACUUCCUGUGAUGCUUUCAUCCAAGUUAUUACCAGAGAUGGAAGUUGAAGAUAACUCCAAGAGGGAGCAGUUAUUACAUGGAAUGCAGAACCUUCCUAUACCCAUGCAAAUUGAAAAGUUAAAGGUGCUUUGAAGUUAUAUAAGGGUUUCUUUUAAUUUAUUAAGUUUCCUUUUUCAAUCUAUCUUUAUUUACAUCCUGGAGGUUUCCAGGCUAGAAUUGAUAUGAUUGGAGCGGCAUGUGAGAGUGCUGAAAAAGUAAUAUCUGAUACCCGCAAGUCUUAUGGCUUGGGUUCACGCCAAUCAUCAACACUUAUUCCAACUCUGGACAAGGCACAGGCUGCAAAAAUUCAAGAGCAAGAGAAUUUGCUUAGAGCAGCUGUCAACUAUGGUGAAGGUGUCUCCAUUCAUCACAAGUCCACAUUGUUCUUUUCGUUAUGCAUGAGAUAAAACUCUUUAAUUGAUUAAGGAUGGCACACUUCUGUUAAAGGUUUACGGCUACCUGUUGAUCAGAGACACCCUUCAUCGCCGUUGCCUAUGCAUUUAGUGAAUGUGGUUCCCUCUAGUGAUGGAUCACAUAACUUUGGAGACACAUCUGGUAAAUAAUCCAUAAUUUAUCUUUUUGAUUUUUUGUAUUCAAUCAUUUAGUUGACACACCUCAGUGGUCUCGAUCUGCUCUUCAGUUCUUCCAAGCUGCUCAUUUAUUUAUAAUGAGAUAUUGAAUGAAGCUAAUACUACUGCUUUGUGAUCAUGGAACCCACUCGCAGGUGUGUACUCAAAGAGCACUCCAUCUUCGUUCAACCCUGGGAGUGUUAAUUCUCAGGUUGGCACCAUGCAGGUAUGACCUAGUGGCAUUAAUUUGCAAGUUAUUUACAAGGUACUGGUUUAGAACUUGCUAGAUACAGGUCAAAGAAAUAUGUUGCCAUGCAUACCUGCAUGAUGAGUAUGUUAAUCUUCCUGUAACUUUUAAAAGCUUUCUGAAUGGUCCACUGCUUUACAAAAAAUUACUAUGGUAGAGAAUUGAUGAUAUGCCUCAAGAUUGCAAUGGAUGUGAUUGAAGUCGUGCAUCUCCUGAAAAUGUGUACGCUUGUCUUAGUUGUUAAGGUGAUCAAGGAGAUGGCCUACUACCUCACUGGUCAGGUUACAAAGUGAAGUGCUCAGCGAAUCUUAUUUUUAAUAAUCGUAACGCACUAAACAUCUAAUUUGUCUUGCUACUUCCGCUGUGGUAACAUACAAAUAUGAUCAUUCUUAUUGUUGCUUGUAUAUCAGAAAGCUUGUACUCUUUGAAGAAAAGUGAAAUCACUUUAUGUGGAUGCAUGAGCAAUGCUGCUUGACGUUUGAAGUAGAGUAUAUAAUGGGUUUAUUCGCUUUCAUCGCAAUGUUAGGAACUUUUAUCGUGGCCUGUUCAAAGUUUGACAUUUUAGACAAUGUGUUGCUAGGAAUUUUUUGUUACUGUGAUGUAGACAUUUGUAUGUUAUGUCAAUCGGAGUUAUUGAGAAGUACAUAAAAAUGGAGGCACAUUUAUUGUGCAAACUAAAUUUAUUGCAGGUUUCAGGAAGCCAAUUCGUGGGGAGGUCAGUUCCAUCACCUGGGGUCACCUCGUUUGAUAAUGCGUCCACUCCACCUCUUCCACACGCCAACUCACCUAGGUCAUCAUCAAACAUGAUGAAUACACCUUCACCUCAGCAACAAACACAACCGCAACAACAGAGGCAGAAGAUGGUGCAGUUACCUCAACAUCAGCAACAACUCCUUGCUCAGCAGCAAUUAAGACAAUCUCCGGUGGCAAGUGUAUUAGGCCAUGUAAACUUUUCUAUUUUCAUUUGAUUUAGUGAGAUAGGGAUAGCAAUGGUUUGGGGAUGCGAGAGAGUACCACUGCCUGGGGAAAUGUAAUGGAAGGGAGGCAGGUGGAGGGUGAAGAGACGGUCCUUCCAUGAUUGCAAGAAGGAUUGAUGGGUGGGUUAUGUUUGCCAGAAGAAGGGACAACGAAAAAAAAGGGGAGGGUUGAGGGGGGGCAGUGCGCUGGUCCUCUGGCUUUAGGAUUCCAGGUACUUGUGAGGUUGGCUCUUAGAAUCAUUGGGCUCAAUGCGCUGUGUGAAUAAUUUAUGGCUUUGACAUGGUAGAUUUUCUAUUGUCUUGAUUUUAAAUAUUUCAAUAAUUUUUCUUAAUUUUUCAGAGUACAAUGUCUCAGUUACAUGAUCUACCAGGGCAAUCCCAGCAAAAAUUUCAGACGGUAUAUUUUUUAUUAGAUUUUUUUAUCAAUUCCAUUCAAAGUGUUGCUGUGUAGCUUUUUAGAAAUUAAAUUUAAGAUUAGAAUUGAUGCUGUUUCUAAAUUAAUUUCAGAAUCAUUUACAUUUCGCAACAAAUUUUCGUUGGUUCAGGUAUCUGGGCAGCAUCAGAUGCAGUAUACUCAGUCACUGGCACAACCACAAUUCCAGAACAGGCAGAUUCAAUCUGGACAUCUUCAGCAUAACAUGGCACAAAAUCAAAUUAACCAAGGCAAUCAAUUAAGGAGCCAUCUGGGUCAAUUUGCUGGGUCUGCUAACACCAAUUUGUUUAAUGCAGUACAAACAUCACAAAAUUCACAGAUGGUUAGAUCCUUAACACAUUUUCUUCUUAUUUUUGCUGAUUUGACUGUAUCUUAGUCUUCCAUCGUAUUCCAUUCUUUUAGUAAUCUCUCACUAUGAUUUCGAUUCUUUCGGAACAUUAUUGCUCAACCGUUCCUGUCAAACCUAGCAAAAUGUUCAUUCUGGCUGCUAAUUGUGGAAAUAAUCCAUAUCUUAAGAAGAUUUCGACCUUAUCACGAUUUCGAAUCUAUUCCCAGAGCAACGCAUGGCCAAGGUCCCUGAAUUCAUCCGACUUAAUAGGCAAUCCUUAAAAUUCAUCACUAGUUUUCGUACAUUUCAGUUGGUACUUUAUCUGAUUCCGAUUUUGUGUGUGGGCAAGGCACUGGUUUCAUUGUUGUUUGAGAAAUAUGUGAAACGAUUCUGACUUGUAGAUGACUCCAUUUUUAUUUUUUUAUAAAUUUAGAUGUUAUUUCCAAUUCUUACAAACUAAGUGUGCCAACUAGAAAGAAGCCUCUUUGUUUUGAUUUCCCUGCUAGCCAUUGAAAAAUUGUAAUUCUAUUUUUAGAUAUGUAUCAGGAUAUCUGUGAUGAGAUGAAACUUAGUUAGUAUUUUUCUUUUUGUUUUCCAGAUGUCAAACAUGUCGGCUUCAAUUCCAUCACAGUCUCUUCUGCAAAGAACGCAGGUAGUCCUCACUCCUUAUGCCACUUUUCGAACAAUAUCUAAACUUUAAUCUUCCUCUGCCUCAUGCUUGAGAUUGUAUCAACUUGUGAGUUUUUGUUCUAUUUUCCUCCUAGCUUAUAUUCUCUCUCUCUCUCUCUCUGAAGAAUCUCUCUCUCUCUCUCUCUAUAUUGUUUUCCCUUGAAAAAGAGUAGAGAGAGAGAUUAAUAAAUGCAAAAGGAACCCACCAUCUUGUUAUCAGAUGGUGGGUUCCUUUUGCAUGAGAAGAAUCGUAUACAUCCCUUUUGAUCCAUCAGUUGGGUCGUGGGCCAAUCCAUCAAGUCGUUCCCCUGCAUGUUAAUUCACCACUCCUCGGUCAACGCCUGACUUCAUCACCAUCGCCAGGAGUUUCCCCUCUCCAUGCCCUUCCAUCUGAUAACAAGAUUACUCACUGAAGCUGAAAUUCUUUCUACUAAUACCAUUCAUCUAAUUUAUUAUUUAUCUGUACCAGAUCUUUGCUAGCAUCUGUAGAUCUUGGAGAGAGUAUCCACAUUCCUGUCGAUUUUUUUUUUUAAUUAGACAAAUCAAGAACUUUAUGAAGCUUAGAAUCUCUCUCUGGAUCACCCACAAACACGGGAAAAAAGCUGUCAUCUUUUCCAAUUUUGGGAUUGUGACCGUUCUUGCCCAAGAUUUAUGGGCACAUGAUGCAACCUAGAUGACCGGAGAUUAAUGAGAUAUGGCUAUUGAUUAUCUGGGUAACAUACAAUCUGAUGUGGUAUUGGGGAUAAGACAAUCACUAGACUCAGAGAGUUUCGGAGAUGGCUAGUAGCCUGUCAGCCAGACUCAUGAGGUUCGGCUGAGCCAGUCCGAGUUGGGCCUGUGCAUGGAUCUGUGGUUUAUUUAUUUCGUUAUUCUACAAGGAAAAUAAUAUUUCUAAUAUUUAUAAAUGUUAAUUUACCUUUUUUAUGUUUUUCAGUAUGGUUUAUCCAGCGGCCUUUCUCAGCGGAAUCUCCCUUCCCAAAUCCUAAAUGACCAAAGUACGUGGUAUAUAUUUUUUUUCUGUCUAUUUUUUAUUUGGAUAAUUUCAGAAAUAAUUGCAGAAUCUACUGUAUUCAAACCGAUUUAUUACUUUGAUAUAAAAAAAUAAUAAGUUUUUUUGAUAAAAACCUUCAUUAUUUAUUUCCUACUCUUGUUAAUUCCAAUUAUUUCUUCCAGGAGAGAGUAAUUCACUUUUGUGAUCUCAUGAUUUCUGCUGAAAUAAAUGGAGGAAAAAAUGGAAAAUAUUUCAUUUUACAUAAUAUUCGUGGAAACCAUGGGACAAUCACUGAUCAAAUCUUUCUCUUUCUUGGUGGGUGAUCAUAUGUUCUUCCAGCAAUGUUCAACAUGGGCGGCGGGUCAAACCCUGCUGGAGUGGUGGGAAUCCAGCAGCACGGCAUGAACAUGGGUGGGAAUCCUCAUAGUCUCCAGCCAGGGAUGAACACCCAGAGCCUCCAGCCGGGCAUGGGAGGUCUCCAGAGCUCGGCCCAGAACCCUAACUACCCGCAGCAGAGGCAGCAGCAGAACCAGCAGUGA
Molecule: messenger RNA, 6065 nt
Organism: Spirodela intermedia
Lineage: Eukaryota; Viridiplantae; Streptophyta; Magnoliopsida; Alismatales; Araceae
Source: the annotation of a GenBank genome assembly